CAGCGUGCACCUCCGCUUUACGUGGCCUUGCUUUAAGUGCAUGUCACUUUAGUAAUACCAGCAGGAGCAAAACCUAGCUGGAUAGAAACCAGGGAAUGUGGCAACCCGGCACGUGGACAACAGUGAGCAAAAUGUCUUGUAGGCCACACGUAGAACCUCGAUGGGUCACAGGUUGCCCAUCACAGACGUAGCUUGUCUAGUAAAAACCGAUGAAAAUUCCCUGUUGAAGUUGUCCUGCAGGCAGGUUUUCAGGUAACAGUUUUCAGCCGUUUUCACCUACGUUCGCUUUGACUCUGGAACCUCAGGGUGGAAGGCUGUGUACCCUCUUAACAAUCCCUACCUUCUUUGACGCAGGCUUCAUGUUUUCAUCGCCGAAGGUAAAUCUAGGCUUCUGCUUUGAUUUCACUCUCUUCCCCUUGUUUCUAACCCCACCCAGGGCUGGAGCAGGUGAUGACCAUUCCUACCCUGCUCUCCCCAUCCGACAACCCGUGACCUCGUCCCCAACCACGGCGGAAUCCAUCAAGCCAACCCUCUGUAGAGUCAUCAUCUACUUACAGAAGGAGAUGUCUGGGGACACGUGCCUCACGAGCAUCUACCGGUCUUCAGGAGCCAAGCCCAAAACCUGCAGCUUCAAAGGGGGUAGCCUGGGCAACAAGUACGUGCGGCUCAACGUGGGGGGCGCCUUGUACUACACCACGGUGCAGGUGCUGACCAGGCAUGACACCAUGUUGAAGGCCAUGUUCAGUGGCAGGAUGGAAGUGUUGACGGAUAAGGAAGGGUGGAUCCUUAUAGACCGUUGUGGGAAACACUUUGGUGCCAUUUUAAAUUACCUCCGAGACGACACUGUCGCGCUUCCUAAAAACAGGCAGGAGAUCAAAGAGCUGAUGGCAGAAGCAAAAUAUUACCUAAUUCAGGGCUUAGUCGACAUAUGCCAGGCAGCUCUCCAGGACAAGAAAGACUCCUAUGAGCCCGUCUGUAACAUCCCCAUCAUCACGUCUCCAAAGGAAGAGGAGCGGCUCAUUGAAUCCUCCAUGAAACCUGUGGUCAAGCUGCUGUACAACAGGAGCAACAACAAAUACUCCUACACCAGUAACUCGGACGAUAACUUACUGAAGAACAUAGAACUGUUUGAUAAACUCUCGCUCCGCUUCAACGGCCGAGUCCUCUUCAUGAAGGAUGUUAUAGGGGAUGAAAUCUGCUGCUGGUCUUUCUACGGACAGGGGCGGAAGCUUGCUGAGGUCUGCUGCACCUCAAUAGUGUAUGCCACGGAAAAGAAACAAACCAAGGUUGAAUUCCCUGAGGCGCGUAUCUACGAGGAGACACUAAACGUUUUACUUUAUGAAACUCCACGCGUCCCUGACAACUCUCUGCUGGAGGCGACGAGCCGGAACCACAGCCAGGCCUCUCACAGCGAGGACGACGAGGGCUUUGAACUGCGCGACCGAGUGCGCCGCAUCCAUGUGAAGCGAUACAGCACGUACGACGACCGGCAGCUUGGCCACUAGCCUGCCGCUGGAGGAGAGCCGGUGUGCUUUGUUCAAGAACUUGAGGCAUGCACAGAGCUAGGCUGGGAAGCAGGGGGUGGGCCAGCAUUGAUCCUCAAAUGGUUUGGGUGCUUCCUAGAGAAGCCGCUCAGGAUCUGUGCGUGCAAACCAAAAGCAACAUUAACGGCCGGAGGCGUUUAGCGUCAUUGUGACAUGUUCCUUGCGCACCGUGCGGUGUUAGACAGCAGUUCUUCACAUGCUGCAACGAACUUGCCUGUGGAGCUCACUUGUUCGGAUACAGGUGGCAGUUUCUCUGUCCUGACAGCCACCAGGCACUGUGUCCUGUGGGAAGCAAGGUAUUCUUCCAUUUGCUGAUGGGUCGGUUUGAAACCCCAUUUCCAGAGACAUAAGAGCUUUGUGGCAUGGAAUUCUUAAGUUUUAAAUUUCUGUUACCAAGGCUGCCCCGUACCAUCCUAACCGUAGUUUAGCAUUCGCUUUGUCUCGCUAGCCAAGUAAAUGGUUAGAUUCUUGUGGCAAGAGGAAGGGCGUUUGCCCUUUUGUGCAAAGAUCACCCUUGGUUCUAAAACAGCGUAACCUAGCUCACUGUAAGCCAGUCGUUUAGGAAUCAAGCUGACAGAUGGUCCACAUGGGGGAAAUUUAGAGAGCCAACAUCAAAUGAUGUGAUUCUUAAGAAGAAAAAGCCUUGAAGAUGAAGGGUGUGGGUGUGGUGAAGCUAACAGGAAAAGAAAGCCCUGGUGAGAUCAUGGUAAGGUGUGGGCUCUACCGUUCCAGCCUUUGGGAGUGGAGAGAGCACUGUGUUAACAGAUCUUGGGGAUCUCUCUAGAAUUAGUCACUAGAUCAAGAGGGCCCCAAAGCAUUGCCAGGUGUCAUCUUUCCUCAGGCUAGGACAAAGCAGGCUUGUUGAGGGAAAAGAACUAAGGUAAAGUGAAGACCAAAGGACGCUUCUUAGCAUGCUCGCUCCCACACCACUGGGGUUGUCCAUGUGCCUCUGUUUUAAGCCCCUCUGAGGUAUGGAGCUUGGAGUGCAGGGAUAAGAACGGCUGUUACGCUUUGUUACCGAGUGGCGCUCUGGCUGUGCACAGCCCAGGGGGAGAGACUUUGAUACUGAAUUUUAAACAGUUCCUUCCGCUGACUUGUUCUAUAAUUAUGUUUUAAGAGAGACUCUUCUGUGACUCACGUGGUUUUUUUUAAACGUGUAUUUUAAAAAAGGAGAGGUCACGUGCACUCUGUCAAACGGUUCCCUCUCCGCUUUGUACUGCAAUGUCAACUCUCCUUGGACUUCGGGUGAUUUGGGCUUGAGCUUUGAUCAUACACGUGCUAUCCAGUGAGAGAAAGCGACAGUCCCAACUUGCUCGGUAGCUCAGCUGAAAGCUUACAGGCUUCAUUUUUUCUGAAGUUCUCAGCACCCCCAAGUUUCUCUCUUUCCCCCUUGAGGACAAUUGGUGAUCCCAGAUUGGCAAACAAUGGGGUUUGCUGACGAACCAAGUCAGCCAACUUUAGGCGUCUGAUCUCCGUGGUGGGUGGUUGUUUUUUUGAGUGGUGGUGGGGGGGAAGCUACUGCACAUAGGAGACGAUUAUAUAAUGUGCAGUUAGUUGCAUGCCCUCGUUCAUUAUUGCAUCAAGGAUUGUUUUAAUGCAGGGCGGCAAUUUGUCUAGCAGCCAGGAAUUAAUUGUCAUCCGUCUAGACUGGCUUGUUGCUUGCCUGCCUGUGCUGGAUGGUAGGAUUUUUCCAAGCUUGACUUUCCAGUGCUUCUGUGAGACAUUUUCUAUUUGCUUUUCAAGGUUUCGGGUUGCAAAGGAGAGCGUGUUGCAUGCCGUCCAUGAGCAUCCGCAGUGCCGCAUUUCAUUUUGCUAAACUCAGUGUGCUCAGUGGAAGGCAUUUGAUUCCCCAUUAAAGAUCAUGGGAGCUGUGCAGUCAAACCAGCCUUUCCCACAUCCCGCUGUGGUAUUAAUCACAUAGGGCAAACUUAUCAAGGGCACUGGAGAAUUUGGAAUUAGUGUUGGAGUUGGUGUGACUCGCUGGUGUAGCUGGACUGGUGCCGAGUGCAAAGCAGAAAGAAGAGCUUGCCUGGGUUUGCACCAAUUCAUCCGACCCUGGUGAUAGUAAUAGGUGCAAACGCCUGCCAGCCUCAGCUUACGCUUAGACAUCAGCAGUGGGGCAGCUACAUUGGGUUGCUGGUCACAGAAGGCUCAAAUGGGGUAUGGGCUUGGUGUAGAAAUGAUGUUUUGGAGACAAAUCCAAGCAAGCUCCAGUGUCACAGGGUCCGACCUUCGGUUAACGAUCAGACUGGAUGACUUAUUACUGUAUCAAAGGAAAAACAAGGUUUGUUUCAGGGGCCUUUUAAAAUAUGUAUAUAACUGCAGCAGGUGUGGGGGUUUUAUUGCCCGGAGAGUAGUUUGUGGGAAGAGCAAUGAAGUUCAGAUGCUAGACUUGCCAGCCUUCCAGCGUAAUAAACCAUUAAAAAACCUGAGCUGCUCAGCACUUUAGCAUGGUCCGUCUCCCAGGACGAAGAUCCCAGUCUACAGCAGUCUGGUUAGAUAAAAGAUUUUGAAUAUUUUAAUUAGCUUUUUCUUUGACAAUUCAUUAAAUGGCUGUGGAAUGUGGUGGUAAAAAUGCUUUCAGGUUGCAGUGUCAAGUAUAUUUUAUUUCCUUACUUGUAUUCAGGAUACAAACGGAGUAAGCUAGCUAAUUGUUCUAUUUAUUAAUUGGCAGAUAACAUGCAUAAACUUGGAUAAUGAGGAAAAAUGUAUAAGCACAUUUGAAAAGUUGACCUUAUUUUGGAUGCCCUAGUUUGAGAUCUUAAAUGAGCUUGAUUUUUUUUUUAAGAGGCUGGUUGGUUAGUCUGAGCAGAUUUUUUUUUCUUUGUUUGGCGACUGAAAUGAAAAAUGGGGGGGAAAGGGGGGAGAAUUUAUUUCAAACCAAGAUGGAAUCUUUUUGUGUGUUGUCAACAAAACUGAAAAAAGAAAAAAACAUUGUUUGUCUCAAACAAAACAUUUGGAAUGUUAUUUCAGAGUGACACCUCAAAAUAGUGUCAACACUUUCUAACAUUUCCAAAUAUUUUUUCCAGGUGUACUUUUGUUUUUGUUUUGUUUUUGGCCAGAACUAUUUGCAACCCAAAUUCACUAAAAGUUACAGAGCUGUCCCUCCUCAGGCAUUUUUGACACAAUUUCUAUUCAUCCAAAAACUUUGCUUCACUCUAGGUAUGACCACAAACCAUUGCCUGAUGUGGAGAGCCUUGUGGUAAGCAUGCUGUACCACUGGUUUUCUCAGUAUCCGCUUUUUAGAUAAAUGGGAGACUCCCAUCUCCUCCAGGGUCACUUUUCACCAGCCCUAAACUCAUUUGCACAUUUAAAAGUAAAAUCCCUUGGGAUUAUUUUCCUGUGGAGUCUUUUAGUUCACAGUGACAUGCUGGAAUGUGCACUGCCUAGAUAGGUAUUUUGGUGGGAAGAAAUACUUAGAAAGAAUAGAGGAUCCGUCUAUUUUUUUCUUUUUAAAACAAGAGUGAAUGUACCUCUUUGCAGGGCGUUAGCUGCUGCAGAUUGUCUAACCUUAUUGUUUGGCCGCUUUUCCUGCAUCUGGAACACGAUCUCUUAAUUCUCCUCACCUUUAGCAGGGCUUGCCGCCACAGUAAGGCAACUGCACCUGCCUUUUUAUGAAAGGCCUCUCUCAAACACUAUACAGAUCAAUAGCCUGGUUUUAUUGCUUUCUGAGGUGGUUUUUUUUGUUUUCCAGAUGGUUUUGACAUCAUGCCAGCAAAAACACAGCUGCUGAGAUUUGUUUUGACUAAGGCUUUUGAAAUCUCUGAAUUCUGGUAAUUUAAAAAAAAAAUUCCCCCAUAUUGUAACUUUUGAAAUACAAGUUCUGUGAAUCAAGGAACUAUUGAGGUGGUUUCUUCCUUUGUUCUGAGAAACUAGUGGGAGCAAUUGGUGUGGUUCAUGGCAUGGUUAGAUGACAUGUUAAAAUGCCUGUGGCUGGUCAAAACUAGCAGUGUCAUUGUUACAGACAGCCCCAGAGAUAGUCCAGUGGUGGGAGAAUAUCAGAAAAUCCUUCACUUUCAGAGAGAAAGCUAGGACUUUGUGCUAAGAGACCUUCACAGUGUUAAAUGAUCGUAAUACUAGAUUUGCUAAGAUAGUACUGUACCUAUAUAGAACAUAGACUAUACUAAGGGCCUUACCUUGUUGGACAGCUUUCCAUGAAGUCUCACUAAAUCCAAAUGCAGGAAUAGGCAGUGCCACUGUUUCCAUAUCGAAUCAUUUGGAAACUGUUUUUAAUGGGUUGAAUGUUCUAACAAAAUUCCUGUAUAUUUCAAUGCAGAAUGUUAGUUGAAUGUUCUUUCAUUGCACCUGAACCGUGACUUGUUGAUUGUACAGUAUGACUACCUGGUUUUGUUUAAUAGUAAUAGUUUUGAUGUAACUUGUGCUCUGUAUUAUCACUUUAACCCUCUAUUUCCUGAAAAGAUGUAAAUUGCUUGGAUGCUGUUGAAUCCUAGGUUAUGUUUUCUGACAUGAUGUAAUUGAGAACAAGUACCAUUGUGCAGGAUCAUGCAGCUUUGAAAUCAUUAUCAUACUAAGCACAAUCUUUGCUUAUUUAUAGUAAAAUACCCUUUGCAGGGUUGACAAAGCAGCCAUUCUUGCUGAGAAUGUUUUCUCUGCUGUUUUUUAAAUAGCAGUUAUUAUGAUCUCCCCAUUACGACAGUGUUGCUUUUUAAUUUGAGGCAUUCACAGCUGUGCAUUGAGAGAUCUGUAAUAACUUCCUACAAAGACCAUAAUCACCUACGUUUGCAUUUUAUUGCUGUGUCUGUGGCUCUAAAAUAGCCUUUUGGAGGAAAAGAAGAGAGAGCCUCAUUUGCAGUGUGUGAAUUUUAACUAUACCAGCAAGCCGUCAUUAGCUGGUGCUUUCUUUUUGAAGCCCGGCUAUAAUCUACACACUUGUGUUUAAGUGAACUUUAUGCAUUCAGGUUAUUAGAGAAUGAAUAGGAAAAUUAACUGACAUUUGUACAUGAAGUCCUUGACAGGGGACUGUUGAUUUGGCAUCUGUGCUGGGAAAGCUGUAUUCUCUGAAAUGGGGUAGUGAUGAAUUGCAAAUGGCCUCCUUUCUCCAGGGAGGGAAGCUUGGAGCUUUCUAAACAAAUGUCUUACGUUGAGCAGCACUUUAAUAUAGGUUUUAAUUAGGUGAUAACAUCAGCUGGGACAGUGUUGCAGGGAAGCUGUCUUCCACUGCUUGAUAAAUGCCGAGACAGAACAAAAUAUUUAACCUUUGCCUUGACAUUUAAGCUUCAGAAUGGGAGACGUGUAUCCCCUGGUAACGUUCCAUUUCGCUGACUUUUUCUCUUGUACCGGAUGAUUAAAAAUAAAUAAAUAACCCCGACUGGUGGGGCACUGGAGUGACUGACGCUAGGCUAUUUCUGAGAGCUGCAUUCUGGCGGGCAUAGAAAAUGCUUGUUUUGUUCUUAAACAGCCAGAAACCGGAGUAAGUUUGGUUUUGCUGAAUACUUUUGACUAACUGAAUUGUGUCCUCUGGCAAUCCUUUUGCAUUUUAAAAAAAUCUCCCGUAUAACCAAAUAUCAUACCAACCCCCUUUUAUUAGGGCAGCUGAGGUUUUGCUGCGAGACUUCUGCCACUGACUCAGUGUGUGACCUCCGACCUCGGUAAGCCUCAUUUUCCUCGCCCAUACAAAUGGGGUGAGACACUCCCUACCUCAGAGGGGUCUUGAGGUUUAAUUCAUUGAUGUUUUUCAAGCCCCUUGAACUACUGUAAUUUUUUUUUUAGCGGCCGACAUCAAAUUAUUAGGGUGACUCUUCAUAAUGUCGCUGACACUCUAUGAACAAGCUGCUUUGUGAUCACAGGAGCUUUCAUUUUGUUCUGGAUUUUUAGUCUUUUAAGGGUCAGCCUUGCAAGGGAAAUAGGUUGAUGGAGUAAGCUUAUUAACCAAUAACAUAGUAUUUUCCUGUGAUUUCUCUCAGUGCAUUGAAUGGAAAUGGAUCACUAAUUUUUAAUAAACUGUUAUAUUUUAA
Molecule: messenger RNA, 7519 nt
Organism: Pelodiscus sinensis (Chinese soft-shelled turtle)
Lineage: Eukaryota; Metazoa; Chordata; Testudines; Trionychidae
Source: RefSeq, a predicted model, not a curated record